AUGAGCCCAAACAGUGAAGACUACGCUAAACCUGCCCGUUUUGACGGCAGCGACUACCUUCUACGGGCAUACAAGAUGCAGAUGUUUCUCUUGUCACGAGGUGUUCAUGACGUCGACAAUGUCAAGAAGCAGAAAGCGCAUGCGGCAAUUGUGCUCAACCUGGUCGACAACCAGCUUCAGCACGUAAUCAGCGCCGACAGCGCAGCUGAUUUGUGGAUGGUGCUUCGGCGCAUUCACGAAGGCUAA
Plasmopara halstedii is the source of this 246-nucleotide messenger RNA. RefSeq lists its product as uncharacterized. Bases 1 to 246 code for a protein of 81 amino acids. The transcript has 2 exons. NCBI's taxonomy places the organism in Eukaryota, Oomycota, Peronosporomycetes, Peronosporales, Peronosporaceae. The record is from RefSeq and is a predicted model, not a curated record.